AUGGAAGAACUGAAUGAAAGGGCACAAAACAAAACAACAGCGAUGGAAUUCACUUUUCUUGGCUUCCCUGAGUCUCACUAUGUACAGACGGGGAUCUUCUUGAGCUUUCUUUUCAUGUACAUCUUGACAGUUUUGGGGAACGUCACCAUUGUCAUUCUAGUGAUAACUAACUCUCAGCUCCACACUCCCAUGUACUUCUUGCUUUGGAACCUCUCUUUCCUGGAAAUAUGGUACACAACAGCCAUCAUGCCUAAAACCCUUUCCGUGUUUCUUGGAGACAGCACAAGCAUCUCCUUCAAUGGUUGCAUCGUGCAGAUGUAUUUCAAUUAUUCCUUUGGAUGCACAGAAUUCUUCCUACUAUCUGCUAUGGCUUAUGAUCGAUAUUUGGCCAUUUGUUAUCCACUGCAAUACAGCACCCUGAUGAACCUCAAACUCUGCUGCACGUUGGCUGCUGUUUCCUGGUUAUUAGGAUUCCUCGCUAUGUCUACACCAACAGUUCUGAUCUCAAAGUUAUCCUUCUGUGGACCCAAUGUGAUUAAUCAUUUCUAUUGCCACAUUGAUUCCUGGAUAUCUCUUUCUUGUUCUGACACCCAUGCUGUUGAAACAGCAAUGUUUAUUGUAGCCAGCACAGUCAUUCUGAGUUCCUGUUUGAUAACCUUUCUUUCCUAUGCUUACAUCAUUUAUACAAUACUGCAUAUUGCCUCUGCCAAAGGUCGUCGAAAGGCCUUUUCGACAUGCUCCUCCCAUUUUGCUGUUGUGGUUAUUUGGUUUGGCUCCACCAUGUUUCUUUAUAUCAAACCCUCUAAACGAGCAUCUGUAGAAAUGACCAAAUUUGUGAACGUGCUGAACACAAUUGUGACUCCUUUGUUGAAUCCUUUUAUCUACACACUCAGGAACAAAGAUGUGAAAGCGGCCUUGAAACAUUCAUUACACUGGGGACAAAGAAAAGUUUUGUGUGACUAA
Molecule: messenger RNA, 963 nt
Organism: Sphaerodactylus townsendi
Lineage: Eukaryota; Metazoa; Chordata; Lepidosauria; Squamata; Sphaerodactylidae
Product: olfactory receptor 6F1-like
Exons: 1
Coding region: 1-963 (320 amino acids)
Biological process (GO): G protein-coupled receptor signaling pathway
Cellular component (GO): membrane
Molecular function (GO): olfactory receptor activity; G protein-coupled receptor activity
Source: RefSeq, a predicted model, not a curated record